AUGCCCCAAAGUUCGUAUAAAGAUUACUACGAGAGAGACUAUCGCUACCGGGAUGAGUCGCGGUUUCAAGAUGACUACCUCUACCAAGAAGGCAGAAGAUACCGCAACAGCUACGCGGAAGAAUACUACCCCCAACCACGACUCCCGCCCAGCGCCGGCCCUCUCCCAUUACCAAUCGUAAUCCCACAACAACGCCCCGGCUCUAGAGAACGCGGCUUCAUCGCCGCCUACGCACCCUCCCUGGAGACAUGCGGUAUUGACCGCAUGACCUUCCUUCGCUUCCUCGACGAAUGCAACACAGCAGUCCAGGGCAACAAGUUCCUAGCCGGCGUCCAAGUCGUCUCCUUCGGCGUCGGCUUCACCCCCGAAAUGAUCGUAAUGGGCGUUGCAACCGCUGUCCAAGCCGGCACCUACAUCGCGAAUAAAGGCUAUGUCCGCCACAAAACCAACACCGUCCUGGACAAAUACAACCAAGAAGUCUUCGGGCCCCACGGCCUGUUCUGCAUGAUCAUGAGCUACGAGCCCGAAACCUACGACGACACCCAAUCGGGUUCGCAAUCGCAGUCCCUCUCCAGCCAGUUGGGUCGUCUUAGUUCCCUGGCCUCGGCCAAUUGGGUUAAAAACCCUGUCUCGGGAAAAUCCCAAGGCACGCAUAAUCUGCCCACCACCGUCGCACCACUGAUGUACAUCGAUGAUCGACGGCAGCAUAAAGAGCUCCUAUCUGAUCGGAGUCCGUCCGAACCUACGGGAAAGGUCAAGAAGUCCGAGAAAGCGAGGAGAGCCUUCGAGGCGGUAAAUGAUUACUUUGAUAGGAGAGCGCGGGCACAAUAUGCCGCCGAAAACACUGGCGACAUCCUCAACGUCCCCCUAUCCCGCUCUUUCAAAAGCCGAUAUCUCGACCCCAACCACCCUGCCACAAACGGGGGUCUAAUCGGCCUUCUGUCCGGCGGUGUACUAACACCCGAUCCGGAGUCGCGGAGACUCAAGGCCUUGAAACGGAUCGAGGAGGAGGAGCACCAAGUCAUGGAUCAGUAUUAUCAGCAGAUGCACAGUAUCCGGAACCAGAACCAGACGCAGAUAGAGAUUGAUCGGCAGCUGCAAAGGUGUGAGGAGGAUUAUGCGUCAAGGUUAGAGGUGUUUAGGGAGCGGAGGAGGGAGGCGCAGGGGAGCAAGCGGCAGAUUAAAAAGAAUAUUUUGUAUUUAACGAUUGUUAAUAAGCCAUCUGAGGAAGAGUUGGCGACUGCCAGUGACAAGUUGAAUCGUGGAUUUGGAAAGGGGAGGGUGGGACUUACGCAGGUUUGA
Molecule: messenger RNA, 1302 nt
Organism: Aspergillus alliaceus
Lineage: Eukaryota; Fungi; Ascomycota; Eurotiomycetes; Eurotiales; Aspergillaceae
Exons: 4
Coding region: 1-1302 (433 amino acids)
Source: RefSeq, a predicted model, not a curated record